AUGGAAAAUGUACCUACAUGUCCUUUAACUCAAAAUGAUGCCAAAGAACAGCAAAAAUAUAUUAUACAAUUUUCCUCAGCAAGUGCAGCAAAAAAUCUCUAUACAUUGUUAAAUCUUUGCAAUAAAACAAUUAAAACUAGUGUGGACUUUUCUAAUAUUCAAUCGGAUCUGAAGCAUAAUGGAAUUGUUCAAGACGUUAGUUUCGGAAAUUUUUAUGCUUACAUCGGAUACUUUAGAAGUAGUGAUGUUGAUGAAUUAACUAAACUUAAUGGCAUUAUUAAUGUCGAGAAGGAUUCUUUAAUGGGCAUUCGUACUUUAAAUAGUAAAAAUUCAUCAUCUUGCCUUAGUACCAGAAAAAAUCCUAAUCCAAAUUUAGAUCGUAUUGAUCAAGAACUCUUUCCAUUAAAUGGAAAAUAUAUGUAUCCUUCUACCGCUGGCAAUCAAGUGCAAGUUUAUAUUCUUGACACAGGCAUUAAAACUGAUCAUGAUGAGUUUGGAGGACGAGCAACUUUCGGUCAAAAUUUCGGUGUAGCAACCCAAGUAUCCCUGAUUGCCGUUAAAGUUUGUACCGCUCAAGGAAAUUGUUCAACCUCUGAUGUCAUUUUAGGAUUGAACUAUGUAUCAACACAAUAUUCAAUAAGUUUUAACAAGAGAGCUGUGAUCAAUUUGUCAUUAGCUGGUCCUGUUUCAAAAUCUUUAAACGAUGCUGUUAAUUCAAUAACAAAACUGGGUAUUCAUGUUGUCGUUUCUGCUGGAAAUAAUUAUCAUGAUAAUGCUUGCAAUUACUCUCCUGCAUCUGCUUCUAGCGCUAUAACAAUUGGUGCUAUUGAAGAUACUUCGAAUGCUGUAACUGACUUUACAAACAUUGGUUCAUGUGUUAGCAUUUUUGCUCCAGGUCGUAACAUCCUUUCUGCUGGAAUAUAUAAUGAGACUAAUAUACUUUCAGGAACCAGUCAAGCAGCACCUCAUGUUACAGGAACAGUUGCUUUAGUAAUUGCAAAUACCGGGAAUUUAUCUCCAUCUAAUAUGAAAGAAUUUAUUAUAAACUUGGCAACAAAAAAUAUUUUAACUGGUAUUGAUUCUUCCACUCCAAAUAAUUUUUUGCGCGUUCCAUAUACUUGCAACAAUUAA
Molecule: messenger RNA, 1131 nt
Organism: Dentiscutata erythropus
Lineage: Eukaryota; Fungi; Glomeromycota; Glomeromycetes; Diversisporales; Gigasporaceae
Source: the annotation of a GenBank genome assembly